This is a messenger RNA of Sitophilus oryzae (rice weevil), 1054 nucleotides long. RefSeq lists its product as uncharacterized. NCBI's taxonomy places the organism in Eukaryota, Metazoa, Arthropoda, Insecta, Coleoptera, Curculionidae. The record is from RefSeq and is a predicted model, not a curated record. The transcript has 3 exons. The coding region runs from base 431 to 898 and encodes 155 amino acids.
AGUAGGUACCCGGCCCUGUUGUAGUACACAUGCAGGCAACGUGAGCACCAUUCUUAAUAGUUUUUAUAAUCGGAGCAUCAAUGGAGCGCAGAAUCUUACUUUUUUACAUAAGAUAAGCGAAUAUCUGUAUGUAUACAUAUAGGUACGCACAGUUCCAUGUAAACGAUCGUAAGUCGACUGGGUAAAAAUAAUCGUAAAGUACUAUGUCUUAUAAUUCAUUUAAAUAUAAAAAUAAAUAGGGUAAUAAGUAUUUGUGUGUAUAUUCUCAAUUGGCCUACAUCCCCACUUAGGACGGGUAUAGCCCGCCCUUACAUAAGAUAAAAGGACUUAAAGGUUUAGUCUGAGUUGAUCUACUGAAGAGUUCUCUUGAUCGUGAUGCUCUAGCAUUUUUGACAAUUAUUUUAAUCUUAAAGUGACACUUAAAGCCAAGAUGGAUUUUGGUGGUCAGUGUGAAGACAAAAAUACACAUGGUUUAAGCUCUGAAAUUGGACUUCUUUCUCUCUACGAUACCAACCCUCGUGAUUCUGAAUUGCAGGACGUUCUUAAGGAAAAGCUAGGAGAUGAUGCGUUCUUGGAAGAAUUUGCUAAUGCUAACCUCUCCCAAUCUACCAGUUUACCCACUAAUUUUAGCAGCCUUAUGGAAAAACCACUCGUUGUAGCUUUUACGUUUCAAGCCCGCAAAAUUUCAGACAUUCCCUUUAAAAAGAGAUUCUCGCCAAGGUAUAAUAAAGAGAAAAUAUUCAACAUUAGAAAAAAGAAAUUGUUGAUGCGAGCAUCCAAAAAUGAAGAUAGCGUAAUGUCAGAAUCAAGUGAGUCGCACCUUUAUUAUAGUCAGAAACGCAAGACUUUAGAGUCUGACACUUUUCCUCUUAGAAAGAAGAAAAAGUUUUUUUCCUAGAAAACAAAAAGUCACAAUUCAUAUUAUAAGACCUACAUUCUAAUAUGAUUUUUUUUGUGGUAGCAAAAUUAUACUCGAAAAUCACUUUAAAUAAUUGAUAUUUAUAUUGUGUAAUUAAUAAAAAAAGGUUUAAUUAUUUUAGAGUAAUAAUGUAAA